This is a messenger RNA of Panicum virgatum (switchgrass), 2133 nucleotides long. RefSeq names its product serine/threonine/tyrosine-protein kinase HT1-like. NCBI's taxonomy places the organism in Eukaryota, Viridiplantae, Streptophyta, Magnoliopsida, Poales, Poaceae. The transcript has 5 exons. The coding region runs from base 559 to 1923 and encodes 454 amino acids. Gene Ontology annotation, molecular function: protein kinase activity; ATP binding. Gene Ontology annotation, biological process: protein phosphorylation. The record is from RefSeq and is a predicted model, not a curated record.
CCCCUCCCCCGAUACCUUCUCCCCCCAACUUUUCCUUCCCUUCCCUUCGCCGCACGACGACUGACGACGACCACCCCCAACCCCACGCCGGGAAGCCGCACCAAAUCUCAUCCUCUCUCCUCUAGGGUUAGGGUUCCGCCCCCACUAGUGAAUUUUGCUCUACUUUCUCGCAUUUCUUGAGUUCAAAACCACCGCUACUUUCCGCUCGGUUUGUUAUGAAAAUUCGGUUAUUUUCGUUUUGCUGCGAUUUCUCUGUUUUUCCGGAGCGUUUUUCGGUAAGAAUCGCGGCUCUCUGAGGCGAUUAGUGCUUCGCAGCGAGCUUGGGCUGUAUUUUCGUUUGUUUUUGUGUAAGAAUUUUGCGGUUUUUGUGCGAAAAAAAUUCAAAACUCGCCGUCGUUUGUUCAUCAGGCGGCAGUAAAACUCUGGUGGUGGUGGAAUUUCGUGCCUCGGCGUGGCCCCCGUGCUCCGAUUCCUGAUCACCUGCGCGCACCCUAUGAGCGCGGGGCGCGCGGAUUGGGGCUCGGGCUGCUCGGGCGCGCGCGCGGGGUGUCCGUGUUAAUGCCUCGGCUGUCCUGCAAGUUCGCGGACCCCGAAAGUGUCGUUUCCUCCUCCGCGGCGGCUGCUGCUGCGGCGCGCCGCGUGCGGCCAGACACGAUGAGCUGCGGCAGCAACGGGUGCCGGGACGGCGGCAGCAGUGGCAGCGACGACUUCAGGCGGCCGCGGCCCAGCAAGGUCGCGGCUGAUGAUUCGGUGGCGCCGGCACGGAGCUCGGAUGCGGCGGCGCCUGCUCGGAGCUCGGAUGCCACGGCGCCGGCGUCCUGGAUCGACAGGAAGCUGCUUGUUGAUCCCAAGAUGCUGUUCGUUGGGGACAAGAUUGGGGAGGGAGCUCAUGGGAAGGUCUACAAGGGAAAGUAUGGUGACCAAAUUGUAGCAAUAAAGGUUCUUAACCGUGGCAGCACUCCUGAAGAGAAAGCAACACUUGAAGCCCGUUUCAUUCGAGAAGUAAAUAUGAUGUGCAAAGUGAAACAUGACAAUCUUGUCAAGGUACUUACUAGUUUGAAUGACGUGUUUGUGUGGCGAUAUAAUCUACAAUUUCUUUUUGGACCUUCUCACAACACUUUAUGCAUCCUGCAGUUCAUUGGUGCGUGCAAGGAACCAUUGAUGGUGAUUGUUAGCGAGCUACUACCUGGGAUGUCACUGAAAAAUUACCUGAAUAGCAUUCGGCCUAGCCAACUAGAUACACAUACUGCAAUCAGCUAUGCCCUAGACAUAGCUCAUGCAAUGGACUGUUUACAUGCCAAUGGCAUAAUACACAGAGACCUGAAACCUGAUAAUCUAUUGCUUACAGCAAACCGUAAGAAGCUGAAACUUACUGAUUUUGGACUCGCACGUGAAGAAACUGUGACUGAAAUGAUGACGGCUGAAACUGGGACUUACCGAUGGAUGGCCCCAGAGUUAUACAGCACAGUCACACUUCGACGUGGUGAGAAAAAGCAUUACACAAAUAAAGUUGAUGUGUACAGCUUUGGCAUUGUUUUGUGGGAAUUGUUGACCAAUAGAAUGCCAUUCGAAGGCAUGUCAAAUCUACAAGCAGCAUAUGCUGCUGCUUUUCAGCAAAAGCGCCCACCACUUCCCGAGGAGACACCCCAGGAGCUUGUGUUCAUAGUACAGUCAUGCUGGGUCGAGGAUCCUAGCAUGCGACCCAGUUUCAGCCAGAUCAUCCGGAUGCUUGAAACUUUCCUCAUGACAAUACCUCCUCCACCAUCUUCGGAACCAAACGAAGAUGAGGAAUCAGAAGAAACAAGGUCGUCACUGAGCAGUAGGAGCUCCUCUGGCUCCUCGCUCGUUUCGCGUGCGACAAGCAAGCUCUCUGUCGUCCGCCAUCUCUUCGCCUCAAAGAAGGCAGGCAAUGGGAAGGCGUGAUGCGUCUCAGGCGCCCUGAUAUGUUUUCCUUUGGUGCUGUAAAGAUGCUAGCCUAGGUCAUGGGUAAUACAAGAGGGAUCUUGUUCGGUGUAGAGUAGCUGUUGUAUUGAUGAUACAAAGGAAAGUCGAAAGCGCAACUUUUGCAAGCUAUGUAUAGCUCGCAGCUUACUAUAACUUGUCCAUGCUUGUCUUCGAGCAAUUUUCUCUUCA